Clunio marinus is the source of this 315-nucleotide messenger RNA. Lineage: Eukaryota; Metazoa; Arthropoda; Insecta; Diptera; Chironomidae. The record is from the annotation of a GenBank genome assembly.
AUGGAAACAUUCUUCUCUCCAUUAGUAAUAACAAGAAGCAACAAGUUCAACUUCAUUUUGGUGGCAUCAGCUUGUCAGUUGAGCAUGUCGGUUAUACCAACUGUUAGCAAUCGUUUCAUCUUCCUUGUUGUCGAUAUUUGUUUCGGUAGAAAAAAAAGAAUGAAAGAAGGAAAACUUCAAAGACGAAAUCGAGGCUUAAAUUUCAAGAAAGAAAAAAAAAGUUUGUCUUCGCUUGCCAUUAAAAUGAGUUUUGAAUUAUUAAUGAUUUCGCAGAACGAACAAAUAAAUGAACGCAAGCAAGCAAGAAAAAAAUAA